Ostreococcus tauri is the source of this 732-nucleotide messenger RNA. RefSeq names its product GYF. The record is from RefSeq and is a predicted model, not a curated record. Lineage: Eukaryota; Viridiplantae; Chlorophyta; Mamiellophyceae; Mamiellales; Bathycoccaceae. The transcript has a single exon. Gene Ontology annotation, molecular function: protein binding. Bases 1 to 732 code for a protein of 243 amino acids.
AUGAACGACGGACCGACGUACUUUUACAUCGACCCGCACGGGCGCGAGCAGGGGCCGUUCGCGUUCGCGGACGUCUUGAAGUGGUUUCGCGCGGGAUAUCUCUCACCGACGCUCGGUUGUCGACGCUCGGACGAGACCGCGUACGCGCGGACGGUGACGGAUGCGGUGGUGGCGGACGCGGCGAUGCACGGCGUGGCUUUGAGCGCGCUCGGGACGCGGACGAGGGGUUCGGACGGUGCGCGCGGGCGCGAGGGGGCGGCGAGCGGGACGAGCGGAUUGGUGAGCGUACCGCCGCCGCCGCCGCCGCCGCCGGCGGGACGGUCGGAGGAUGAGAUCGCGCAGUGCAUGGAGCGGUUGAUGGAGGUGCUGGAUCGCGUGCUGCCGAUCGUGCUCGAGGGAGGGCUCAGGGAGGAGUUUGGGCCGGUUUGGGAGGAUAUGUUGCGCACGCCGCCGCCGUGGACGUUGGAGACGACGCUUCGCGAGCUCAAAGCGAACUGGGGAUCGCUGUUUAGCACUCAACCGCGACGAGCGAAUGAGAUCCAGACGUUGUUAGACGCCGCGAUACGACAACGAAAGAACCUAGCCAUAGCACCCGGGUCACAGUCCAAGGAUGUGUCGAACGCAGCCGUAUGUCUCCUGGGCGCGUGUCCGAAGACUUUUCCGCCAGCCGUCAUCGAGGAGCUUCGAAUCGCUUGGGAGGAGUGCGAGAAGAUUCGAGCUUACUUGAACUAG